Messenger RNA from Sus scrofa (pig), 21220 nucleotides. NCBI's taxonomy places the organism in Eukaryota, Metazoa, Chordata, Mammalia, Artiodactyla, Suidae. The record is from RefSeq and is a predicted model, not a curated record.
UUCCGGAGGCACAUGCCGCCGAGACUGCUGCUGACAGCCCUGGUAAAGGCGGUCCCGCGCCCCUCUCCGCGGGCGGGGAGCGAGUGCGUGUGUGCGCGCGAGAGCGGCGGGAGGAGGCGCAGGCGCGCUGUUCGCCCGUCUGCAGCCCCGCGCCGAACGCCGCGUCUUGGGGAGUUGAUGGCAGCACCACAGUGCGGCCGCCCGGCCCAGCGCCGAGCGCAGCCACCCUCCGCUGCCCGAAGAGCGUCCAAGAUGUGGGGGGAUUGGGGCGGCAGCGGCCGCAGCGGCGCCAGGGACCGGGGCGCGCAGCAGCCUCCGCUCGCCCGCCUGUGCUGACCUGCCUCGCUUGCCCCCAAAGAAUGUCAGCCAAGUCCAAAGGGACCCCCGCCUCGUCCUCUCCAGCCGAGGGACCGCCGGCAGCCUCCAAGACCAAGGUGAAGGAACAAAUCAAGAUCAUCGUGGAGGAUCUGGAAUUAGUCCUGGGCGACCUGAAGGACGUGGCCAAGGAACUUAAGGAGGUGGUUGACCAGAUUGAUACCCUGACCUCUGACCUACAGCUGGAGGAUGAGAUGACCGACAGCUCCAAAACGGACACACUGAAUAGUAGCUCCAGCGGGACAACAGCCUCCAGCAUAGAGAAGAUCAAAGUGCAAGCCAAUGCCCCCCUCAUUAAACCCCCAGCCCACCCAUCUGCUAUCCUCACGGUCCUGAGAAAGCCAAACCCUCCACCGCCUCCUCCACGGUUGACCCCCGUGAAGUGUGAAGACCCCCAAAGAGUGGUGCCCACUGUCAAUCCGGUAAAGACCAAUGGUACCCUUCUGCGAAACGGAGGCUUCCCAGGGGCACCAAACAAAAUUCCAAACGGAGACAUCUGCUGCAAACCUGGCAGUAUUGUGGACAAGGCACCAGUGCAACCUCUGAUGCACAGACCUGAAAAAGACAGGUGCCCCCAAGCAGGUCCUCGGGAACGAGUUCGGUUUAAUGAAAAAGUGCAGUACCACGGCUAUUGCCCUGACUGUGACACCCGGUACAACAUAAAAAACAGGGAGGUCCACUUACACAGUGAACCUGUGCACCCACCAGGAAAGCUCCCUCCCCAAGGCCCUCACCACCCCCCUCCCCCUCAUCUCCCUCCUUUUCCGCUAGAAAAUGGGGGGCUGGGAAUAAGCCACAGUAACAGCUUCCCCCCUCUCAGACCUGCAACUGUGCCUCCUCCCACUGCACCAAAACCACAGAAGACGAUCUUGAGGAAAUCAACCACUACAACAGUGUGAUGUAUGCCAUUUAAAAAAAACCUUUUUGUUUUUUUUUAAAUUUCUAUAUUAUAACAUAAAAUAAUAAAUAAUGAGCACUUUCUACUCAAGCAAUAAAAAGCCCAAAUAUAUUUAUCCUGCAUUCAACAAAGUGGCAUAAAAAUCACCUGGUAAGUAUGCAGUAUGUUGUUUAUAUCCUGAGUAUACAUUGUUAAAAACAUUACUUCAUCAAAACCACAGCAUAAUGCAAAAACUGAAUAUAUUGUUUUUUCAGUUGACCUGUGACAAACUGUGACCUGUAGAUUUCAUAUAUUUUGAUUUACUAUAAGAGAUGGGAUUAGAUUCAUUUUAUUCAUGCCUCACUCAUCUAUGCAUUAAUAACAUGCCGUACUCUUUAACUUUGACCGAAUGCUUUUUAAUAAGAAAUUUUAAUACUGAAGGACUAUUUUAUUAUUUUUUUCUAAAUAUAUUUGUCACUAGUUUUGCAUUAUUAAAUGCUGAGAAUAAUAACAGAAAGUUUAUUUUCUCUACUCUACAAUUAUGACUAUGUGUUCACCGAUAUAUGUAAUGAAAGAUUAUGGUCUGUGAAAAUAUCUUAUGUCAAUAAACAACGGUAAAUAAUGACAAAAGCCAAAUGUUCCUCAGAAUUAUAGUGCAGCAGUGGUUCAUUUACUCCCAUGUUGAUAUUCAUCAAAGUGAAUAGCAACUCCAACAGAGUUCACAAGUCACAGUGAAUGAAUGUAUAUCAGAAGUUUUCAGAUAUCAUGAUCCAUGUCCUAAAUAGGACUGUACACAAUGUCAUGUGAUAUGUAACCAUUUUGGUACUUCAAGGAUGAUCUAUUGCAUGCCAGCCUCCUUAGAUGCUCCUCAUACUCAGCAUGCCUCCAGUACAUCCCGUAAACCAGUUCCCUGAAGCAGUAGGAUGACUUGCCUCCUGCAUCAGCUCAGCAAGCUCUUUGUCUCCCUGAGGGAACCCCCAUUUAUAGGAGAAUUGUAGGGGAUAAUAAACAUGCUUAGGGACAGGAUGUUUUUAUUUUAUUUUAUUUAUCUUUUUAGGGCCACACCCACAGCAUAGGGAGGUUCCCAGGCUAGGGGUAUAAUCAGAGCUGUUGCUGCCAGCCUAUGCCAGGGCCACAGCAAUGCUAGAUCUGAGCCAUGUCUGUGACCUACACCACAGCUCAUGGCAAUGCCGGAUCCUUAACCCACUGAGCGAGGCCAGGGAUUGAACCCACAUCCUCAUGGUUCCUAGUCGGAUUCUUUUCCACUGUGCCACGACAGGAACUCCUGAGACAGGAUGUUUUUAGCAUUAGCCCUAUCCUCAUUCCCCUCAGAGUGGAAAUAUGACAGGUUUCUUUGUUAUUAUACAGAAAGAAGACAGGAAAACCUUUCCUCUUAACUUCUAAUAAUUGUGGUUCUCUUUAGUCUUAUUUGGAAAUUCAGGUCACACUUACCCAUGGUCUAAAGUUUGCUUCAUAACUACCAUGAUUUAGACUGAUUGUAUGAUCUGCUUCUGCAGUUAGGAAUGAAUUUACUCACAGGGAACUCUAUUUAAUAUCCUGUGAUAAACAAUAACGGCAAAGAAUUAUGAAAAAAAUCAUUUUAAAAAAGAAUUAUGAAAAAGAAUAUAUGUACACUAAAUAUAUAUAUAUGACACACAGUCAGUUUGCUAUUUAUCAGAAAUUAAUACAACAUUGUAAAUCAACUAUACUUAAAUAAAAUUAGAAAAAAAGGAAAUGAGUUUACUCCCUUAGAAUCAUGACGAUAGACGAAUGCCUGAGCAAAAUGUGUUCCUUAAGUGGUGAGAGUAGAGGGAAUUUUCUCUGGAGAUUUGCUUAUUAUGCAACUUAAAAAGGAGUACUGUAAUAUUUUUGCUGCUACAGGAAGGUAGUCUCCAGUUAUAUUUCUUUGUUCCCUUUUUCAAGCUAUAUCAUCAUACUUUGGAAUAGUAUUUCUGAACAACUUCCUAUUAUAAGAUGGUAAUAUAUUUUAAGCAUAAAGAAAGAAAAGAGUUUUAUUUUUAAAAGAACAAUGAAAUGAGUGAAAAAUAGAGAUAUAUUGAAAAUGUACUCAGCAUGAUUUUUGUUCAGUGCUCAGUGGACAAGUAGAUAAAUAAUUGAUUUAUUGAAUACCAAAAUAACACAUAUAUUCUAAACUUUUUAAUAUAUGCAUUUAGGUUUUAUAUAAAUGAACCCAGGGUUGCAUAACCUUUCCACAUUUAAUUAUUUCCUUUCAAAUAUCCAUCCAGGGUUAGACCUUUUGAUAUUAAAACAUGAAGUCGUCUCCCUUCAGCUUAUCUUCCUUGCACAGCCAGUUACUGUGACCUAAUAAUUGCUUUAUCGUUUGAGACUUUGAACCUUGUUGAUGUCUGAGAACCCAUCUGGAUGUCAAGGUAGAGCUUACUAACCACCACAAAUCAUCCACAGAGCAGACAACUCAUUAACAAUAAAGUAUGUUGAAUAAGUUGGGUAGUUUAAGCUGGUCGAUGAAGGGCUUCGAGUCAGAUGCCUAGACACAAACUCUGGGGAUCAAAUCCAAAUUACAGACAAAACUACCCCAUGAAAGACCAUCUUUUAUGUUUGAUUAGUGACUUAUGCCAAAACCACAAUACCUGUUUUUAUUAACACAUUUAUACAUAACUGUUGGCCUAUAAAGCUGAGUUAAAUCCCAUCCUAAAAAAGUUAUAGUUAUUGACCUUCUUCUCAUAUUACAUUUUUAUUUAUUACAUAGUCAACAUUAAAUGUUAGGUUACGGCAGUGUUGAGAUAGUCUUUUUAACUUAUUUGUUCCAUAUGUUCCUUUUUUUCACUCUUGUAUGGAAUAUAUUGGGCCUGUAGUUUUUGGUUUAUUUUUCCCCCAACUGAUAAUUUUGCAGCUUUCACUGGAACUUAGUCAUGUCUUUAAAUAUACAUGAACUUGUAAAACAUGGAAAGCAAUUAACAUAGAGUGUCAUAAUAUUUGCCUGGAAACUUGUAAUUAAAGUGUCAUAAGUGGCAGUGUGGGUUUUGUAAUCAGCCAACAUUGCUUUCAAACUUUAAAUUCUAAAGUGCAAGCUCUGCACAUCAUUCAUUACAUCAUCACAAAACAUGGUCUAUAUUUCUUCUUCUUGAAGAUAUCAAAUCAGAAAUGCUUUUUUUUCAAAUUUUUAAGGCCAAGUUGUUUUUUCACAGAUGGCUUUAACUCUCUUAUUCACACAUAGAACAGUGUACCAAAGAGCUGGCCUCCACAUUCCUUUGAAGGUGAUGUUCCCGCAAAGUGUAAAAUAGUGAGACUGCUUAUGACAAUGUCUAUUCAUAGUGGAAGGUGGAACGUGUGGUUCAAAUAAAACGGUGUCCAUUAAUUAAAUUGGAAUAGGAAAGAUUUUUGUCUUGUUAGUUUAAGCAAAGAUUGUCCCAUUUUUGUGAUGGUUUUUUUUUUUUCCUCCAGUGAUGAAAGGCAAAAAGAAAAUAAAAGUGACCACAGUUCUUUUCCAUCUCUUAGUAUUUAUAGCUUUAAAAGGAAAUAAAAUGGAUAUGUUUUAGGCAGUGUUUAAGCUAAAUAUAAAAUAUCUGCUCAAAAAUACAGGGUAUGCAAGAAGAGAAAUUCCCCAGUCUUCAGUUUAAUAUUAUAUUCAUACCUCUUCUCAUUUGUUUAAUAAUUGUCUAUGAAAAAAUGUCUGCUAUUAACUAAAGUGGUUUAAUUAAAAAAGACUGUCUUUGAGUUAUGCCCAAAUCUAACUAUUUAAUGAAUAAAGGAAGAAGGUAUUAUAAUAUAUCGCUUUCUUUGGAGAGAUCAAUAGUUGGUUUUAAAAUGACUAAGAGCAGCAGCUACACAGCUUGUCUGAAACUAUGCAAGUUUUUUUUUUUUUUUUUUUUUUUUUUUUUAGUCCUUUUUUAGGGCUGCACCCAUGGCAUAUGGAGGUUCCCAUGCUAGGGGUCUAAUCAGAGCUGUUGCUGCUGGCCUAUGCCAGAGCCACAGCAACACUAGAUCCGAGCCACAACUUACACCACAGCUCAUGGCAAUGCCAGGUCCUUAACCCACUGAGCAAGGCCAGGGAUUGAACUGGCAACCUCUUGGUCCCUAUUUGGAUUUGUUUCCACUGUGCCACAACCGGAACUCCCAAGACUUUUAGUCUAUAGGUUCUAAUUAUAGCUCCUUUUGGUUGCUCUGUGAAAAAAAGCCUGAGUAGUUCCACAUGUAAUUGCACUGGGAACAGUGUAAUCAAGUCAUGAAUCAUUGCCUUGACUGAAUUUUUCCCAGAGAACAUAUUCAUUAACACAAUGUCAAGUCUUGUAAUUGUACUGAUUCAGUUUCUUUCCCUCGAUUUUCUGUUGGUAGCACAUUUUGCUGUAUUGUACACUCAGAUUUGUAGUAAAAGAUUGCAUUGUAAUGUCCUUUGGUAUAAACAUGAUUUCUAAGUGAGAAAGUGAUUUAUGAACAAUAAAAUUCCAUAUCGCAUAAGUAAAAUGCACAUAAUCUGACGAUCACUAGACAAUAUUGGAAAAUCACAUGCCAUUUUCUGGAUCAGUAUGGAACUGUGACACUGUUCAAAUUUAUAGACUAAACGUUUUGGAAUUUUGUAAUUGUCCAAGUCUUUUUUUUUUUUUUUUUUUUUUUUUUGUCUUUCUGCCUUUUCUAGGGCCGCUCCCUUGGCAUAUGGAGGUUCCCAGGCUAGGGGUCUAAUCGGAGCUGCAGCUGCCGACCUACACCAGAGCCACAGCAAUUUAGGAUCCAAGCCGCGUCUGCAACCUACACCAUAGCUCAUGGCAAUGCCAGAUCCUUUAUCCACUGAGCAAGGCCAGGGAUUGAACCCGCAUCCUCAUGGUUCCUAGUCAGAUUCGUUAACCAAUGUGCCACAACAGGAACUCCUGUCCAAGUCUUUUGAUUCUGAAAUAAUGACAGAUGUGAUACUACUAUUAGGGCAGACAGCAAUGUUGAACAUAAAACUGCAUUAGCCGCAGUUUAUGGAACAUCAAUUAUGUAGGGUGCAUUUCAUUGAAAGCACUUGGAUUUAUCAUCCUGGUCUUUUGGGAAAAAACUAAAGUGGAAACAGAAUGAAGCUCUGCAAAUAAAAAGUAAUUAAAUCAACACGGGGUAUAGCAUUAUGUGAAGGAAAUAUUGUUUUUUUAUGACUUCUAGACUGAUCAAAGAUAAACUAUUAUUUUUAACUACUUUCUGAAACUUUAUGUACAUUAUUUUUUUCUAAGACUCAUAUGGAUGUGUAAAAUAGAUAUUAUUAUCCUGAUUUACAAGUGAAGAAAUCAAGGACCUCAGUUUCAAUGUUUUGCUAAAACUAACCCCUUAGUAGGUGACCGGACUGGCAUUUCAGUACCAUCAGGACUUCCUAUAAUCCACCCCCCCCGGAACAUCACCAUUUAAUUGUGUUCUUCAUAGCUCUGAACUUUGCAGUUUUUUUUUUUUUCCUUUUUUCGGAGGAGUUAUUUUGAUGCUCGAAAGAGGUUAUCUAAUGUUAUUUUGACAUUCUUAAUGUGUUUGAUCUUUGUAGAAUGUGGAAGGGAUUUCAGGCAAUUUAGCUACCGUCAAAAAUGAAUGAGCUGUUGAAUAACACAAGCCUCAUUUUGUCAUAUAUUAUACCAGAGACUUCACCUUUCUUUUUUUUUUUGCUCUUAAGUUCAAAGGCUAUAUUUUGAACUUUUUUUUCCCUUGGAAGCUCUUAUUCUAUAAUAUUAAUGCCAUUUGACACUAACUGUGUCACUUCCAUUACUAGUAUUCCAUUUAUGAGUUUCAUCUGUUUAACAUUGACCCCUACAACUAAAAAUAGCAAUAGAUCUACUCUGUGGAACCUCUAAAGAACCAGUGCAUUAGAGCUCUAAUAAAAGCAUUUCCAUCCUUCUAUUAGACUACAGAUAUGAUUUUUCCACUGUUUGAUAAUGUUGUCGAUUCUUUUAACAAGCAAAGGGAAUUUGGGGCCAGCUAAAUAAAACAAUGUGUGCCCUUGGGUAGGUUACCUUUCAUGUUGGCAAUACAUGAUAUCUAACCCUUAUCAAGAGCUUACUUUGUGCUAUUCUUUUAUGUGUUUUGUAUGUGUUAUUUUUCUCUCAUAACAUCAUUUUUCCUUCCUAACAAUGUAAUGUCUGAGACACUAUUAUUAUCUGCAUUUUACAAAUGAGGAAACUGUGUCAUCAUUUGUACUAGAAAUAUACAGUUCAAGGUCACAGAGCCAGUGAGUGGUCAAGCCAAGACUGUAAGGCAGGCAGCCAGCCAUCACAGCCCAUGUCCUUCAAGCUUCUGAGAACUGCCCAAAGGACAGUGUUUGCAUUGUGCAUGGGUCAUCUGUAAAGCUUACAGUCAUUUCACUGAAACUUCCUUAAAACUCGUUAGGAGAUAUAAAAUAAAAGCACAAGUCAAGAUAAAACUAGUCCAUAUUGUGGUAGCAAACCCGUGUAUCUCAGAGGCAUUUGAGUUACUUCUUGCUCAAACUUCACCGAGUCCAGGAGCCUCUCCAGGGCAGGUGUCCCUCAGGCAGUCACUCAAUGAUACAAUUUGUGUUGAACCUUUGGAUCCACCACCUGGUCACUCAUUUUCCAGAACCACCUCAACAGAAGAAGGGGAGAUUGGAGACUCUUAGCUUGCUUUUUCUUUGUCCUUGUUUGUGUCAUUGGCCAAAACUAGUCAUAUGGGCCUUCCUGUUGUCUCCAAAUGCUCAAGAAAAGGAAGGAAAUCCACCAGUGGGUGAGUACUAGUUGUUCCUACCAUAGUUUGCAAAGGAGUAAUUUUGGGGUAUAUGUAUAAUUUGAUUACAGAACUCUAUUUCUUUCCUUUUCAUAAUUACUUGAUGUUUGUUUAAUUGCACCAUAAAUUUGGAUGCCUCUUAGUUUAAACAAAAAUGGAGAGAAAAGAAAUGAAUCUGACAACAGCCUUGCUAAAAAUUUGGUGAAGGGAAUUGGCAGUAUUUAUGAAGAUGGGGGACAAAUUUUUUCACAGCCUUAACCACCUUAUUUGGAUUCCAUCUGAAGUUACUCACCAAUUUUUUUUUUUUUUUUUUAGUUAAACAUUUGGGAAUUGUAUACUGAAUUUUUAGUUAAAUUUUUAAAUAAAGAAUUUUUCAGUAAUUAGAUUACUAUGUGAAUGAUUAUUCCCAUAAGGAGAGUUAAACCUUAUUUGAAGACACUUAUCUAGGAUUGUCAAAAAUAUGAAUCUCUCCUACAGAAAUUUUGCCAUCAAUUAUGUAAAUUAUGACAUUUGUAUUUAUAAUAUUUAGAGGGCAGUAUAUUAGGAUAAAAGUAUAAGUUUAAAAUCAGAAGGCCUGGAUUUGAAUCUCAAUUUUUCCAUUUCCCAAGUGUGCUUAGUCACAUCUUUUAACCAGGCUUGAGACUUGCUUUAAAGUAAAGGUAUGGUGACACUUUUUUUCUACCUCGUAGAGUUCUUAAGUCAUUAUCCUCCUCCUAGUGCAUUUUGGGCUCACCCAACCUCCUUUACAAAGCAGGUGGCAAGGAGAUUAAGACCAACAGAAAGAUGCUGCAGUUUGACAGACUCCAAGUGAAUGUCUAUGACAUCAGGACCAUAAGCUUCAGCUCUACUUCACCGGCAAUGCUGAAAGGCAAAAUGGAUGAGACAAAAUGGAUAGGUAGUUUCAGGAAUCCAGAAGUUGGUAAUCUUCAACACAGCUGAAUAGGCACAAUGACCAAAUAACUUCCACCUCAUUUUUUGCACACGUCAGAAAAACCUCCCAAACUCUUCCUUACAGCAUCCUCUAGGUUGGAAUGAAGUAAACUGUGUAUGGCAGUACAGCUGAUAAUUAUUAACUCUAUGUCUUGUUUUAAAGUCUAUUAUGCUAUUUGUAAGGGAUGAAAGCUCUGUUGACACAGAGUGGGUUACACAUAUAGUUCAGUCAUAUUUUCCGCUUUGUUUAUUUGCUUCCACUAUUUUUCAGCUCAUGUCCCUCUUCUGUAUACAAAAAUAUAAAUGAUAUGCAUUUCCCCUGCUUUAUGUUGUCUACACCUUCCCAAGGAACUUGUUCCCCAAACUGCGUGGUUUUGCACAUUUUAUUUCUACUCUAGUAAUUUGGAGAGACUAUUCCCCACUACACUAACCAGCCCCUACUACACUAGCCACCCCCACGGAACCCAGUUUCCUAACAUUUUUUCCUCUGUGUUUCUCCUCUAAAGGAUUUUACCUUUUAACACACUGUUAUAAGGCCCUAAUGAUUUAAGGAAUGUGAGAGCACUUUGGUAACAGUGAUGCAUAUCAAACUAUCCAUAUUCCUUGCUUAUCUUGUGGAUUGAUCUGUAUUUGCCUAGGUGGAUGCUAAUCAUAUUUUAUUCAUCUCAUUUAUAAAGUAAUUAUUUUACAUAGAUUUGAAGUUACUAUUAUCAAGUAAGCCUAAUGAUUUUGUUAGAACUUUGCCAGUUCAUAUGUAGAACUCUCAUUAUUGAGUUAGUAAAUUUUAUGAAUUAAUAAGUCAGAAAAUGAACAUGAUAGAAAUUUGAGGUGACUGCAGCAGAGAGUAGAGUUUAUUAAACUGUUUUGACAAGUACAGCUUAAUUUUAAUUAUUUAUGGUAAUAUUUAACAGCACAUGAGUAAAUUCACUUAGAAUAUAAUUUGUCAAAUAUAAUUAAAGUCUAAUACCACUAAGCCUUUAUAAAUCUCCUAAAAAUGUUUUAUUCAAUUAAGAGAUUAAAUCAUCAAGCUUUUGUUUAACAAAAGAAUUUCUGUGUUUGUGGUUAAAAACAUUUGUCAGUGAUAUUAUUAAAAUUUGAAAAGGCAAAUUAUUUUUCUUUAAACAGAGUCUGUGAUGUAUUUGAGUACAUGUUUCAGUGACUUACCUUCUAAAAGGACUAAACUGAAAGUUCUUGAUCACAAUGAUUUAGGGCUUAUGUAUAAGUAAAUAAAUAUUACUAAUAACAAUCCAAAAUUAUCAUCUGAAACUAUUAUUUUUCUAAUAAUUCAAAACACUCUUUAGGAAAAAAAUGUAAUAUUUAAAUUUAUUUUAUCUCCUUUUCCAAAACAUCACAGUUUGAAAUAAUGACUGCAUUUUGCUUGGUAUUUGAAAUACAAUACUGAUAUUCUGUUUCUUUUUUUUAACAGAAUUCUUUUCCUGUGUGGAUUUAUUAUCAGUAUUGUGGAGAAUUAAUAUUAAAAAUAGCUCAUUUUUAUGAUUUCCCAAUAGAUCUUCUGAUCAUCAAAGCUAUAGAUUUUAAUCUGGAUUUAACUUUGACAUCUCCCUUGUUCUUUUUAUCCAAAUAAUUUGAAUUUUUUGCCAAGUCUUUUUUUUUCCUUUUUUUUUUUUUAGUAAUGCCAUUCCCAAUCACUCUCUCCUUGGAGAGGCUUUUAUCCCCUGAAUUCUGACAUUACAUUGCCACCUGCUUGUCACUCGAACUCUUGCCUCCACUUAACAGUUCAUUCUGCAAGUAUGCAGCAGAGAAAUUUUCCUUUCAUCAUUUUAUCUCAAUCCAGAAAUUUUGAAGUCUCAGGAUAAUCUACUAGUUAAAAUUCUUAACUGUGGACUUGGCAGUUCUAGCAAAAACCUUCCAGGGCUGUUAUUACAAGCACCCAAUCUAGGGAGCUCAACAGUGGUAAGAUUGUUCCAGCAAAAUAGUCUAAGGACUGACCCUUGGAAUGUCUUAGUUCCUACUGCUUCAGAUUUUCUCUGUUUAAGCCUGAAAUAAUUUUUUCUCCUUACUGCAAGAGAGGAGGUUUUGUAAAUCUUGCUCUAGAUUUCCAUUCUUUAUCUGAAUCCUUUCCUAACAAAUACAAUAAAAUAUUUUAAACAACACCACAGUGGUAAUUGGGUGUUUACACAGGUAAAAAUUCAAAAGUCCAAAACCUAAAAAUGCAUUUGGAAAAAAUAGCCAACUAUUAUUUAAGUAAAUAUGAAUUUAAAUGCAUGUCAUCUCUUAAAUUAACAAUAUUAUGUAAAGAUAGUUGUUUACCAUCUACUUUCUCCAGAAAAAAAAAAAUAAUAGGAUAUUAGAGUAGAAGAAAUUUACAAUGGUUAAAUACAAUCCCUUCACUUAAUAGAUUAGAAAAUUGACCUCUUAAUAAGACAAAUAAAUUCAUGCAAAUUCAGGUACAGAAAUGAAACUUUCCUCUGUAGAUGAAGUUUAUUCCUAAGGUAAAACAAGCAGUAGAAGACAGAUUGGUGCAUAUUGGUGUAUGAGAAUUGGAAUCUGGCAGAGAAGAAGAAUAACAAUAAAAUUUGAGCUAGUAAUGUAAAGUAUUACCACAUAUGCAGAAAGUGCUAGGCAAAAAGAAGGAAGGGAAGUAAAAUGAAAAAUUCAGAUAAAGUAGGCAAUUAAAAUAUUUACUGAAAAGGUGAGCUGAAAUACAGUGAAAUCAAAUGAAGGCUAUGCACUUAAAUAAUAUGUGAAAGUUUAAUUGUAUUUACUGCUUAUAUAGCAUGUGACUCUUUUAUUUGACAUAUAUACAUUUUUUAAUUUAAAGAUACACUCUACUUUGGCAACAAUGUGGGAGAAAGUCCUUUAUCUUCCCAGGGAUGUAAAUAGCUGAUAAGAGAGAUUUGUAUGUCAGGUGUGUAGUUUAAAUGUUUCCAUGAGGAUGAGGCUGUUAGUUAGGUUUAUAUUUAGUCUUUUGACUGCAAGCAUUUAAGAUCCUUAUCCUAAGCUCUACCCAAACGUAUACAUUGGCAUAGUUGGGGACAAAUGAGUACUCUCAUCUGACAAGGACCAUGGUGCCAUAUCCAAAGAUAAAAGAGAUAAAUACAGUUUGCUACUGGAAUUCUAUAGCUGACAUUCUCCUUAAGCCACCCUAAACCUAGCUUCACUUACUGGAAUAGAUAAGCAAGUUGUAUGAGUUUUCUUUUCGGUAAGUAAAUUCUAGUAAUUUUCCCAUGGUUAUGUUCAGCAUUCACAUCAAAUUUAUUUCCUUAGCCUAGAGAACAGAAGCUUUAUGUUCUUUUAUUUUCUGUAGAGUGCCUAUCAUGUAAAGUGAGUAUGGAACAUUCUGCUGUGCUUGAUAAAAUCACUUUGAUAAAGAUCAUCAGCCCUCUUAUUACACAUUUGUUGACUGAAUUCAUAGAAUGAACAAUCAGGUUUAAAGUGUUUUAUGGAUUACCAUUUCCUAUCCGCAUAGUUUUUGCUAUGGCUCUUAUUUAAUGUAUUGUUCCUUGCAGUGCUUAGGGAGAUAGGAGUGAAAUUUGAAAAGGCUAUUUUUGUAUCUUUGGUUCAGUGUGUUUGAGAGUUUCCUCAUUGAUAGUUAAAAAGUGUGACAUUUACUUAGCUUGAAGUUAUAAAGGUUAGCCCACAUAAAUUUCCUAAUCCAUGAAAUGAGGGGAGCUAGUCUGGAUUUCCUAUAACCUAUGGGCUGUUAUUAAAUAGCAGCUGAUACACGCAGCUGGCAGUAAAACUUUUCUCUAUUGAGUCAGAUACUAAUGAUUCAUCUGUGUUUAAAUACACAAACACAGAACUGUGGGGUUAUUUUUUCAGUGUCAAAAAUUCAAGAACAGAAGCUAAUAUGAGAACACAGGUUCUUACACUCCUUUCUGAACUUCCUAGGAAAAUGGCUCCUUAAAAAAUGGGGAGAGGAAACAAAUACCACUGAAGAGAGUGGAGAAGGAUAAGAAAUGCCCAUAGAUUCUGAGCAGACAAUGCUGUGGAAAGCAGAGUUCCCAGGUGAUCUUAGAUCUUGGAAAUGGGCCAUAGUGCGGACAGGGUUUCCAUGAUUGUGGAGAAACUGACUCCAUUGGCUUGACAUUCUCUUGAAUCGUCUUUCCUGUCCUAGGGAUGUGUUGCAAAUCUGAAAGAACCCUGGGUUCCUAUAAAAGAGCAUUGCUAAUUGUACCAAAAUAAAUGACGUUUUCCAGAUGGAGAGAUGAAAAAAUCUGAGAAUAGAUGUACUAAAACUUCUUAGAAUCAUAUAGUAUAGAAGCUAAAGCACCAUGGUGUUGAGGAAUAUUUCAGAUCCCAAGAGUCUAUCCUUUUGCUUUCCUGAUAUACCAGUUUAUGUCUCAAUGCUGACUAAAAAUCAGAAUCACCUGGGAAGAUUUACACCCCAAGCCCUAUCCUGCACCAGUUAAAUCAUAAUCUCUUCAUGGCUGGUCCAAAUAUUAGAUUUUUUUAAAAUUACACAGGAGAGGGGACUGUACUUAGUAUUUUGUAGUUACUCAUAAGGGAAAAUAAUCUGAAAAAAAUAGAUAUAAUUUUGUAUAAUAUGUAUAAUUGAAUCACUUUUCUGUACUCCUGAAACUAACACAGCAUUGUAAAUCAACUAUACUUUGAUAAAAAAUUUAAAAAAUAAUAAAAUAAAAUUACCCAGAUGAUUCUAGGAUACCAGCAUACUAAGAACCACUAAUAAUAAUAUAUAGAAAAUGAUACACCUUAUAUUAUUUCAUUCAAAUUAUAGUAGCAUGAAAUUAGUGCUUAUGGAAUCUGUUUACCUUUUCUUUUUAAGCUAGAGACAGAACUGUACUUAGAAGUCUAUAUUUUAAAGAAUUUAUGGGGAGCAUUAAAGUCUUGUUUUGGUUACUACAGCAUUAAAAAAGGUAAUUAAUUCCUGAGCUAGAGAUCUAUUUAAGGUAAGUUUCAAGUGGGGAGUGUAUGUCUUCCAUGUUUUGCCUUACCUCUCAGUUCCUGUAUUUUACUGCAUCAGUAUCUAUUGUAAAAAGUGAAAAGUAAAAUUUGCUAUUAAAUUGUGACAAACCAAAAGUUGAAUUGCAUGCAUUUUAAGAAUAUUGCUUUAGUAUCAGUAGUGUGCAAGAUAUCAGUAGUGUACAAAAUAUCAGUAGUUCUAAACUGAUUAUGAAUAUAGAAUGUUAUUCUAAUUUUAUGACAGUAAUUCAUACCUAUUAAUUAUUCAGAUUUGCUGACGGUGCAUUUAUGCUAAAGUAUCAAAUAUAAUAUUCUGACAUUGCCAGAAAUCUUAUAUUCUUCUUGGCCUCCCUGAAAUUCUACUUUCUAUAAGUCUUGUUGAUUAAUUAUAACAAACUCAUAUAUAUCUUGGUAUUUUCCAUAUGUGCUUUAAACAUACUUUAAAUGUCUGUUUAUUUAUUCCAUUUUUUAUGCAAAGGAAGUAGAAGUCAAUUUCAGUGUUAAGAAAAAUAAUAGUCUUCAUAAUCUCUAUUCAUUAUGAUCAUCUUAUGUUCUUGACACUAACUUUAACAAACUUUCAGUUUUUUUUUCUUUCUUUCUUUUUUUUUCCUAAUUUUAUGGCCCCAUCUGGAGCAUAUGAAAGUUUCCAGGCCAGGGAUUGAGUCUGAGCUGCAGCUGUGACCUCUGUAGCACCUGUGGUAAGCUUGAAUCAUUUAACCAACUGUGCUGGGCCAGGGAUCAAACCAGCCUCUUCAGUGACCUGAGCUGCUGCAGUCAGUUUCUUAAUCCACAGAACCACAGUGGGAACUCCCAGUUUUUCUUUAUUCCUUUGUUUUUAUGCUCUUUGACUAAGGAAGUAAAAGCUGUUGUUGACAUCCAGGAUAUAAGCUAACAGUAAGAAUAUGCAAGCAUUGAAAGUAUUCAAAUUCUGUAUUAAUCAUUAAAGAUAGCAACACAUAAAUAAUUUGCAGGGCUUUUCUCUGAUCCUAUGGUAAUUACACUUAGAAAUAAAGAACGCCAGUUAAAUUGAACUGGAGUCUAUCAUAGGAUGAUGUGGAUAGAAAAAAUUAUAAAAUAUUUCAGACUAAAAAAAUUAUCAAAUAUUCCAACAGAGAUAAAUCUUGGUGUGUUACUAAUUGCUUAAUGCAUAACAGAAUGGGAAUCUUUGAAAAUGACUUUUAUUCAAAAAUUCACAUUGUAUCUCUUGUCAUUCCCCUUUAAGAGUCAUUUAGCAAAGUUUAGAGAGAGGGAAUAUGAUGAAAAUGGGUAUAAAAAUGGCUCCAAUCUUAGGAGUGAUCCCUACAGAAUAAAAAGACAAGAGGUCAUUUUUAUAUUCAUGAAAAUCAAACUGAUAAUGCUUGUAAUUAUCACUCAGAGAGCAGCUUGGAAGAAGGAUUUCUUUGAUUUGAUUCUGGAACACCUUUAGACUCUUUUGGUUUCUGAGAUUGUUGAUAUUGGUGAACUUGUCAUCCCCAUGCCUCCCAAAGUGAUGACAUUCUGAUAUUCUUGCUUCAUGUUUGUAUCAGUUCCUAAAGAGGAAACUUGCAGCUUGGCUUAGGAAACAUAGUAUUUGCCCUCUCUGCUUGGAAUCUGGUGUGAGUGGCACUGUGUUUGGGCUGUAGACUUUCUGCAUCCUCUAGCUGGGAGAUAGCUAUCAACAAGCCACAUCAUUAUUAUAGGUGCUAAUGUGCAAGCAUUCAAGCCGGCUCAGCAAAUGCUGGAAAUAGAACUUGCUCUUAGAUUCCUUGAGUGUGUUCUUACAUUAAACACACACACACACAUACACAAAGGUGAUUUUUUUUUAAGUUGUCUAUCCACCAUACCAUGCCACUCUACCAGAUGUUUGAAAAAAGUCAUUUGGGAUUUUCAGGGAUCUCUAUACAGAGAAUUGAGUGCUUUGAAAGAGAGGGCAAUGGAGAGAAAGUUACAUGUACUAAACAACCAUUAUUUGCAAUGUUAGGUGUUUUAUUUUGUUUUCUUUUUUUUGUUUCUGUAACAUUUAUUUCAUAAGAGAAAAAUGGAUGGAAUUCAAGCAUCUAUGGCAAAAUAUCAGCUCCAAUAAAGCUGGUUGGUUCUUGUAUUUUUUUUAUACUACUAUUUAUGUUUGACCCUUGCUUUUAAUUUAAAAAAAAAAUAUUCAAAGUAAUUUAAAAAUAACGUUGGGUAUCCCAUAUACACUAUUUUAUUUAAUCUUUAUAACAACACUUGUCAAAGAAAAAUAGCUCUGACAGGUUAAAUAGUCUAGGAUGACUUUAUUCAAGAUUACUGAAGUAAGGGAGAAAGACUCAGCUGAAACAAGUCAGGAGCAUUUUUAGCUGUAAUAAGCUAGUGAGCAGAACCUUCACUGGGGGAGUUUGGGUCCAUGUGUUGAAGGUUCUCUCCUCUCAGUCUCCUACUCUUGCUCAGAGAUAGGGAGAUAUGGGCAGGUGUGCUACAGUCCUUGAUGAUUACACUUCAAAAAAAGAUGGCUCCAUGUGGAGAGGGGCAUUCCUGCAUUUUAAAACUAGCAAGAGGUUAAGAAAAGAUUGACAUUUCAAAGGGCAGCAAGAGAAUGUAUAACAAAGUUUUCUAAAGUAAACUAAGAAAAGGAAGGUCAGAGGCUGAUAGGAAGAAGCCUGCUUAAAGCUGAGUUUAGCUCUCUUCCCAUUUAAGGGGGGGGCAUUUAUUUCCUUGUUACUAAGACACCAAGGCUUAGAGAGGUUAAGUUUAUUUAUUCUAGGUUUCCUGGUAUUAAGUGACAGAGUUGACCAUAAUUGACCAUAACCUGACCAUAAUUCUGCUCCAAAACCUGUGAACUUUCCAGUACGCUUCGGCCUUGCAAAAAUCCCAGGCGAGAGGACAACACCAGCCACAGAAGACGUUUCCAAGAGGUUUAUGAUAGCAAAGACACCUCUUAUCCUUCAGCAAACUCUCUUCUUGAAUUUAGUAACUGCCGAGGUUACUGCUUCACUUUUCCCAGCAUUACAUUUACUGUUAAGAAACAUGGUUAAUGUUGUUCAUUCCUUGUUUUUAACAUUAGGAUGUUUGAAAGACAAGACUUUUUUUUUUUUUUUUUUAAUGAUGACUAUCAAAAGCGAGAAAAUUCCAACUAGUGUUCCAGUAAUAUCUAUCAUUUAUUUUGGCUUUUCAAUAGAACGGCGAUUACUCAUUUUUCUCCUAUCGAAAUGGCCUUUUUUCUUCUACCAUAGCACUAAUAAGCUCCCAGUUGGAUUUUAAUUGUCAGGAAAUUAUUUCCUUAGGAUAUCUUGAAUGAAAUUAUCUUAAAACAUCUUUGCUUGAAUAUGCCAAUAUUCUAGUAAACCUCACACAGGAAAAGCUGAAAAUUCUGUGAUUAUUUUUGAAGAAAUAAAGUGGAAAGGGUAAAGGAAACACUUGAGAUUUUAUGAGGUAUAGGGAGCCAUUAUCAAGUACUGUAAAUACGAGGAAAAAGAUUAUUUUGGGUUGUAUUAAGCACAUCUAUUUUAAAAGGAGACCAGAAUUAAACUAAAUGCAUAUCCGUUUUUAAGAGUUUGGGAAAAUAGAAAGCAGAAUUAAAGAAGGUGCAUGGGCAUUGUCAAACACGUUUAGUUUAAAUUAACAUAUAGUUGUUAACGGUAUCUUCAGGCCCUUCUUGACUGAUCAUCCGCAAAUGAUCCCAGUAGUUGCAGUGAGAUUUUUUUCAGAGCAGAAUUUUAUCAUUGUCCAAAAUACCUUACACUUAAUUUCAAUCUUCAGCAUUCCUUUCAAAAAUCUUUAUAAUUACAUCUAAGCUUGUGUAUGAUAAUCUCUACUUGGAAAAUUUUAUACUGAAAAUAAACAACUUUUAUUAACCCCCCCAAAUCCAAAUAAAGCCCAGUGAUCUUAUUUUGAUAUUGCAAAACCAGGACGGUGGACUGAUUCAAAUAGCUUUAGUUUUGAUGAUGGCUUAUUUUCAAGUUCAAGUGGCUUGGUACGAGCUGAUAUACUUAAAGGUUUUAAAUUUAUAAACUGUCCUUCUAGAAACAAAUACCAAUCUAAUAAUAGCACAACUGCCUUGAAACAAGAAUACUUUUUCACUCGUGAUAGUGGAAUUUUUCAAUUGAUAUUUUGGAAGGAAGACUUAAAAUUUGCAUUUUCUGGUACAGUUUUACUCUUUGAGGCAUUUGCUCAAAAUGGACUACAAAACUUCUAAAUUUUCAAGAAGGGUAAAAUUUACAGAUGUAAACAAACUGCAACCUGAUGAAUUGUGAGGGAGGAUGGACCACUGGAAUAUCAUUUACUUGGAUACAUAUCUCGGUUUAAUCCUCACUAGCCCAUCAGCCUCUAAAUUCCAGGUAGUUUUGAUCUAUCCUGCAGAAGUUGGGGCUAUAGAAAGCCCUAAUGGUGAGGCUUUCUUUUAGCCCCAGAGGUUAAGAGAGACCUAGUACUUCUGUGACUCCAGAAGGCAUUGAAAUAGAUGUUUUAGAAUUUAGAUAUUAUUUGGGACAAAUUCUCCAUUAACCAUGAAGAAUUGAACCCAGGACUCUUAACUUCUAGUUAGGUAUGUUAUUGCACUCUAGCUACUUUUCUUCAUUACUCCAAAAGUGGAAAGUAAGUCAUAAAUGGAAAGUCAUGUGUUGGAGGGCCAAUAUAAGGGCAGUAUAGAGGUUCAAGUGUACUCACUGAUGCCUCAAUGUAAAGUGAAGGCAAAUCAAGUUCCAUUUUUUAUGUCUAAGCUUAUCAAUUGGUUACUGAAUAGCAAGUCAUAAAUUUGGUUGUAAUCAGGGAACAGGCUGAAAAUGUUAAAAAGUUGGAUGUUUGUGUGUGAAGAAGACAAUAGGGAGUGGUGAGCAGAAUCCUUUGAAGAUUCUCAUGGACCAAGGAUGCUCUUCAGAGAUCCUUCCUACAUGACAUCAGGUACAUUAAAAUACUUCUACAUACUACAUUAAAUAGAAAUUGCUGUUAAAGUUUGGGUGGAUAUUUAGAAUUUCUUUUUGAAAUUAUUUGACUGCAAUUAACUGUUUUGAUUGACAUUUAUCUACAGUGUAUUCAUAAUCAUGUAAACUACAUAAUCAGAGGUGCAUACAAAUUUUUGCCAAGGAAGUAAAUUGUUUUGAAAUGUAAUAAAUUUUACCUAUAAACUAAAUUAGUAUUCCAGAACUUAGCAUAAUGUACAUUUUAUAAGCAUGUCAUUAAAUUCAUUGGCUGUAUUUUCUGAGGGAUCUUUUUAAAAAUGUGUCAUUUUGGGAGAAGUAAAAGAGUGCUGAAAUUACUGCCAGUUACCAAAAAUCUCGUAGGCCCUAGUUACUCUGCCCGUAUGUCCAAUGGAAAAAAAAUAUUCAUAGUAGGGGUAUGUGAUCCACAGCAAAGCACAUGUACCUCCUAACUGCAUUAAUGUUGGAAAUGUUUUAAAAUACUCAGCCAGGUAGCCUUGAUUACCCCUGUGCAUAGUCACUCACUCACCUUAGCCAGGGUACACUCAUAUCCUUAUGAAUACAGACAUAUUCUUAGCAUUUAUUACUACUGUAUUAGUUUUCUAUUGCUGCUGUAACACAUCACCAUAUACAAUGACUUAACCCAAAUAUAUUAUCUUAUAGAUCUAGAUCAGAAAUCUGAAAGGGGUUUCACUGAGCUAUAAUCAAGGAAUGGGCAGGGAUGUGUUCUUUUCUAGAGACUUCAGAGGAGAAUUCUCCAUCCUUUUUCAACUUCUAGAGGCAGCUGACAUUCCCUGUCUCAUGGCCCUUUCUCCAUCUUUAAAGCCAGGAGUGAUCACCGGUUGAGUUUUUCUCACAUGGUACUGUUUUGACACUGGCUCCUCUACCUCCCUUUUCUACAUUUAAUGGACUCAUGAUUAUAUUGAGCCCACCUGGAUAGUCUGAAUGAUUUCUGUAAUCAAUCUUAAUUGAUUAGCAACUUUUAUCUCAUCUGCAACCUUAAUUCUUUGUUUCCAUGGAACCUGAUAAAUUCACAAACUUCUGAGAUAAGGGAGUACAUAUUGUUGGGGAGCCCUCUGCCUGCACAACUACAAAUAUUUUGUCUGUUUGCUUCCAUCUGUUUCUAUCUACUGGUAUAUAAACUCAGUAAUAAUAUAUAAAUGGGAGAUGGGAAUUCAGAAUUCUAGAACAUCGUCAAAUUUUUUAAUUUAAAACUCAUAUAAUUAAACCAUUGAUAAUACAGAUUAAAUAUCUGUAUCCAAAAGGCAUUAAGUGACUUUCCCAGGUUCCCCCAGCUCCAUAAUAGGUCAGAACCUGGGACUCGAUGUCAGUCAUUUUCUGUCUGUUAUAAAAUUAUCUGUUUUAUGAGGCAUCUCCAAUAUUUGCAUGUGAUAUAAUUUUGAGAUUAAUAGUUGGUUGAAUUCCUAGAAUGUGGAUACAGUAAAAGUUAUUUGUAGCUUUUAAAUGUAUAAUACUACAAUUCAUAAAUAUCAGUGUAGUUAGAAUGGUAUACAAGCAUUUGAAUACACCUUGGCUUUAUUAAUCUUUUUAAAUGUUCUAUAUAAAGCUCAGAUUAUAUCAGAAAACUACUUUUCAGACAAAAUUUUGGUAUAUUUCCAAGAUCCAUGAAUCUUACUAAUGACCCAAGGAUUUGGUUUACAAAACUGGUAUAUUAUGAUUAGAAUACAAAAAGGAUAAUUCUCUGACUUAAUAUUUUGUUCAGGUCAUCAGUUUCUUCUUUGGACUAAAUAUGGCUGCAAUAAUACAUUAAAUCACACCAUUAAGUUCAUGAAAAGAAGUGUCUAUUGAAGUAAAUGGCAUGUGUUAUUAGUAUAUGCCAUGAUUAACAUCGAACAAUUUGCUAGAAUUUUUAUUAAAAGCAAAUAUAGAAGUCCAGAAUGUAAAAUACAUAAUCAGAACUUAGUCCUCUGAGAAAGAAAGUGUUAUGAUUAAAAUUACUUUUUUGCAGAAGCAUCUUGGGAUGGGAAGUAUAGGAAUUAAAUUGGUUUCCAUAGUCUGACCUUCAGUAAGCAGCAAGCUUGUUAAACUUUGAAUCCUGCAUGCCUUGCCUUUAAAAUAAAUUAUGGGACUUUAUUAUGACUGGCACAAGGUACUGUGGAAGCUAUUUUGAUUUCAGUGCUUUCAUGUUUACAUCCUUUGUAAGUCACUGAAAGAUAUAUAAAUACCCACUCGCAUAUAUUUAAUUUAUGAAAUAAUUGAGCAAUAAGCAAGCUGUAAGUGAAUGUGUUCCAGAUGCAUUCAGAAGUUAAAAUUAAGUGAUACUAUUCUUAUAUAUAGUAAUACUUCAUAUACUGUGUAAUAUGAUUUCUAUUUAGCAAUAUUGUAUAGUAACAAACUCUUUCUUGCCAUGAGAGUCAGUUUAAUUUCUAAAUGAAUACCACAUCAUUUUAUGCUAUCAAGUUCUUCUUACCAUGUUAAAAAACAAAACAAAACAAAGCAAAAGAAGGUUAAAGCAGUGGUGGGGGUAAAAAUAAAAUAAAUGGCUUGAUAUUUUUCCUGUUGUUACUCUGUAGCUAUCCCAGAAAAUGCACUAUUUUUGAAGUUUGCUCCAGUACUUCUCAUCUGCCUGUCACAAUUUUUAAACAGAAAGAAA